AUGUCCAAGACAUCUGCUGUCCUCGCCUCCCUGGCGGGCGCCGCUCUUGUGGCUGCUCACGGUCACGUCAGUCACAUCAUCGUCAACGGAGUGUACUACCGGAACUACGAUCCGACAUCGGAUUGGUAUAACCCAAAUCCGCCGACUGUGAUCGGAUGGACGGCGGCCCAACAAGACAACGGUUUCGUUGAACCCAACAACUUUGGCACCUCCGACAUCAUCUGCCACAAGAGCGCAGCUCCGGGAGGUGGCCAUGCCACUGUCAAGGCCGGUGACAAGAUCAGCAUAGUGUGGACGCCUGAAUGGCCCGAGAGCCACAUCGGCCCGGUCAUUGACUACCUGGCGGCAUGCAAUGGCGACUGCGAGAAGGUCAACAAGGAGUCCCUCCGGUGGUUCAAGAUCGACGGUGCGGGCUACAACAGCCAGACUGGCAGCUGGGCCGCCGACGACCUCAGGAAGAACGGCAACAGCUGGCUGGUUCAGAUUCCCUCGGAUCUCAAGGCCGGCAACUACGUCCUCCGGCACGAGAUCAUCGCUCUCCACGGCGCAGGCAGCCCCAACGGCGCUCAGGCGUACCCCCAGUGCAUCAACCUGCAGGUCACAGGAGGCGGCAGCAACUCGCCCAGCGGUGUGCCCGGCACUUCCCUGUACAAGGCCACCGACCCGGGCAUCCUCUUCAACCCCUACACCAGCAACAUCAACUACCCCGUUCCCGGUCCCGCCCUGAUCGCCGGUGCCGUGAGCAGCAUCCCGCAGAGCGUUUCGGUCGCUACGCAGACCGCCUCUGCUACUCCUCCUGGCGGCAGCGCCCCAGCCACGACCACCGCUGCCACCAGCACCGGCAGGAGCAGCAGCAGCAGCAGCAGCGCCCGCACUACUACAACCCUAGUGACUGUCACCACGCAGUCGCCCAGCUCGACCAUCACCGCUGGGCCUACUGGCGGCGCCUCGCAGAGCAAAUAUGGCCAGUGUGGCGGCAGUGGGUGGACAGGACCUACCGCCUGCGCCGCUGGCUCGACCUGCUCUGUCCUCAACCCGUGGUACCACCAGUGCGUGUAA
Molecule: messenger RNA, 1059 nt
Organism: Canariomyces notabilis
Lineage: Eukaryota; Fungi; Ascomycota; Sordariomycetes; Sordariales; Chaetomiaceae
Product: carbohydrate-binding module family 1 protein
Exons: 1
Coding region: 1-1059 (352 amino acids)
Biological process (GO): carbohydrate metabolic process
Cellular component (GO): extracellular region
Molecular function (GO): cellulose binding
Source: RefSeq, a predicted model, not a curated record